UAUGGCACGUGUGACAGUCAUUCAUGUCCUGCUGAUAUUGACCUUUUUCCAACGUAAGAAACUGUUUUCCACAGUCCUGGCAAGUGGAAAAGAAGACAUAAAGGAUGCACUUAGGCUGCAUAACGUUAUGUGGGCCACCAAAGAUGAUUCAAGAGUCAUUUUGUCCUGGAACAACAACCUGACAAAAGAAGAAACCAAGAAAUACACCGUGAAGUAUAUUUUGAGUUAUAAGUUCUUCAAUACCACUAAGGAGAGGAAAGAAAGACUGCAGGAGAAGGAAAAGAUAAUACAUCUUCAAUUACACUCUGGUUUUAAUGCUAAAGUUAAGACACAACUUUUUGCAAAAGAAACAGAAGACAUAAUUAAGGAGAGUGACUGGACAGAACUUACUUACAAGGCACCUCCAGUUUACAUUCAGAAUCUUUCAUGCAUCAUAUAUAACAUUUCUUUUUUCAAUUGCACCUGGCACAUCAAAGCAGAAGCUCCCAAAGAUAUCCAGAUCUUUACCUCAUACAGACAUGUAGGAAAGGUUUUUGCAUGCCAGCAAUACAUAAAAAAUGCAAGGAUGAAAAAUAUUGGAUGCUAUAUGAAAGAAAUACAUUUCCAACCAUCAAGGAAAAUAAAUUUAAACAUAACUGUGAGAAAUUUGAGAAAUAGUUCAAGAGUACUGUCUUAUUUCAAAGCUUUCACACCUCAGAAAAUAGAGAAGCUGAACCCGCCAAUCAACGUCUCAGUUUCCCUCGAAAACAAAAGUAUUAAAAUUCAUUGGAAACCUCCACCUACAAUUGGUUCAGCAAGGAAAAAGUGUUUUUUGUACCAGGUGAAAAUAACAGAUCAUAAGAUUGCAAAUGUCACUGCAGAGAACUAUAAGUAUCCAUUUCAUAAGCCAGCAAAAAGAUGUGCAGCACAAGUGAGGGUAAAGAAAGAGAUUUGCAUAGCAAACAAGAUCUGGAGUGAAUGGAGCGAACCAGUGUUUAUUCACGACGAAAAGACAUUGGAUAUCCUACUGCUAAGCCUCACAUUGUUUUGUUCUCUGGUUUUCCUUGGAGGUCUGCUGAUAUAUGCAUGUAGAAGGUACAGAUGCCUGGAAGUUUUAACCACACCUGUUCCACAUCCUUCAAACAAUAUCAAAAUGUGGUUAGCAGAUGAGACUCACCACCAGCAACAUAUGUCAAUGCAAAUGGAGAUGAACUCAGAGGUUACUCUGGGAACACCAGAAGAGAACAGAGAUGAGAACAUUCGACUGCAGAAAUGUUUGAAGGAAUUCGUGUUAGAAGACCUAUAGAGAUGACAUGUCUUUUUAUCUGCAUGCAAGUGUACUUUCCCAUGAAGUGGACAAUAUUCCAACAGAUCAAACAGCUGAUAUGGGAGUUUGUCUAAGCCAAAUAACUUCUGCUCUGACAACAUGCAACUCUUAAAAUUAGCUUUGGAUCACAGACACAAAGCAGUAUCUUGUAGUUUGUCUCUAAAAAACUGAUCUUUUGACCAGUAAAAUUAGAGUAUCUCAGAAAACAUGAACUAAUAUCAAGAUACACUUGGGUUAAAAUGAAAUUAGAGUUAAUGUUUCAUAACGCCACAAUGGCUUCAAAGCACUGUCUGCUAGAUCAAGACUUUUUGAAGAUUGGCUGUUCAUACAAAUCUCAUACUAGCUAUUCAACAUCUGAUUGAAGUGGUCAUGAGAAAUGGUGGAAGCAGUAAACGUUUCUGGAAACAGCAAGAGAAUCUCACAAGUGAUCUCUAAAACUCAAAACAAAACAAAACAAAAUAUUCCUUUCUGAGUCACUGCAUUGUGUAAACACACAUCAACCAGAAAGGAGAGAUAUGUGUGAAGACAAGGUCUUUUAAUGUUGUGGACUUUGCAGUUGGUAAAAUAAGUAAAGUAAGUAAAACAAGAAAACUUUAGACAAGACAAAGAAAACAAAGUUUUCUGCUAUAUUGUGGUUUUUAAUAUAAGUUUAAUUCAGAGAAGUUGUAAGUUCAGAACUGAUCAUUUUUGCUAUUUAUUUCUCCCUGUCCUAUCAAAGAAUAUUUCCUACUGAUUCCAUGAGGUGAUGAGCUAUGCUAGUCCAUUUUCAUGUAUACAACCAGGGCAGAUUAUCCCAACUCUUAGCUGGGAGUGUGUUUAUUUGACUAGAAUAUAAUGAAGUGAUUUUGCAAGGAAGGUGUUUCUUUUCUGAAAGUGGGAAAUACAAAUCAAUGAUGGACAUAAUUUUCUGGAGAGUUUGGAAGAUACCUAAAAAUUACUUGCUUUCAUUACUGGUAAUAUUUUUCCAUGUCAGAAUAAUAUUGAUUGGAACAAAUAACAAUAUAAAAAUUUUGUUUGUGCUUUUGAAAUAUAAAGUUUCUAAGAUAUA
Melospiza melodia melodia is the source of this 2354-nucleotide messenger RNA. RefSeq names its product interleukin-5 receptor subunit alpha-like. The transcript is spliced from 10 exons. Lineage: Eukaryota; Metazoa; Chordata; Aves; Passeriformes; Passerellidae. Bases 2 to 1285 code for a protein of 427 amino acids. Gene Ontology annotation, molecular function: protein binding; cytokine receptor activity. The record is from RefSeq and is a predicted model, not a curated record. Gene Ontology annotation, cellular component: external side of plasma membrane. Gene Ontology annotation, biological process: cytokine-mediated signaling pathway.